Striga asiatica is the source of this 1413-nucleotide messenger RNA. The record is from the annotation of a GenBank genome assembly. Lineage: Eukaryota; Viridiplantae; Streptophyta; Magnoliopsida; Lamiales; Orobanchaceae.
AUGGUAAAUCGGUUCCAAACCCUAGUCCCCAAAUCAUCCUCCUCCAUGGAUCCUAUGGCCGGCCUCGAGGACCCUCGCGCCACCACCAACGGCGACAACAACCACGUCUCCAAGAAGCUCAAACCCUCCUUCAUAACCGAUUCCGAAAUUCGGGAGGAGUUCGCCCACCACCAGCCCGGCGUCGCCCGAAUCAACAACGGCAGCUUCGGAAGCUGCCCUGCCUCCAUCAUCGCCGCCCAGAAGAGGUGGCAGCUCCGCUUCCUCCGCCAGCCCGACGAUUUCUUCGUGAAUCACCUCCAGCGCCAAAUCCUCCAUUCCCGCACCGUCAUCAAGGAUCUCAUUAAUGCCGACCACGUUGACGAGGUUUCCAUAGUGGACAACGCCACCACAGCCGCCGCCAUUGUUCUUCAGCAUGUUGGUUGGGCCUUUGCCGAGGGCCGCUUCCAGAAGGGCGAUGCUGUUGUCAUGCUCCACUGCGCUUUCCAGGCCGUCAAGAAGUCCAUCGAGGCUUAUGUUACCCGUGCCGGGGGCUCUGUCAUUGUUGUCCACUUGCCCUUCCCUGUCAAUUCCAACCAAGAAAUCAUAGGUGAGUUUCGGAAAGGUUUGGCAAAAGGUCGGGCUAAUGGUAAGAAGGUAAGGCUGGCCAUAAUUGAUCAUAUAACAUCAAUGCCCUGCGUUGUCAUUCCUGCCCGUGAGCUGGUUGAAAUUUGUAGAGAGGAAGGCGUGGAGCGUGUGUUUGUAGAUGCCGCUCAUGCUAUUGGUAAUGUCCAUGUUGAUGUAAAGGAUAUCGGAGCUGAUUUUUACGUUAGCAAUUUGCACAAGUGGUUUUUCUGUCCUCCGUCUGUUGCAUUUUUGUAUUGCCGGAAGUCGCCUGUGUCCCCUGAUUUGCACCACCCUGUUGUUUCCCAUGAAUAUGGAAAUGGGUUGGCCAUAGAGAGCGCAUGGAUUGGAACUCGAGACUACAGUUCCCAACUGGUUAUUCCUGAAGUUUUAGAAUUUACUAAUAGGUUUGAAGGAGGUGUUGAGGGAAUCCGGAAGAGGAACCAUGACAAAGUGGUGGAGAUGGGCCGAAUGCUGGCCAAGGCUUGGGGAACCAUUCUUGGUUCGCCACCAGAGAUGUGCCCGAGCAUGGCUAUGAUUGGGUUGCCAUCAAGAUUAAGAGUUUUAUCUGAUGAUGAUGCUUUGAACUUGAGAACACACUUGAGAGACAAUUUUGGUGUGGAAGUGCCCAUACACUAUCAGGUUCCAAGAGAUGGUGAGAUUGGCUUCUCGGAUGGUGAUGGAUGUGUAACUGGGUAUGUCAGGAUUUCUCAUCAAGUGUACAAUACUCUUGAUGAUUAUAUCAAGUUGAGAGAUGCCAUUACUCAACUUCUUCAUGAUGGAGUGACUUGCGAGGUGAUAUCGGGAGUCUGA